Messenger RNA from Schistocerca nitens (vagrant locust), 4812 nucleotides. RefSeq lists its product as uncharacterized. Gene Ontology annotation, cellular component: neuron projection membrane. Gene Ontology annotation, biological process: synapse organization. The coding region runs from base 1 to 783 and encodes 260 amino acids. Lineage: Eukaryota; Metazoa; Arthropoda; Insecta; Orthoptera; Acrididae. The transcript has 5 exons. The record is from RefSeq and is a predicted model, not a curated record.
AUGUUUUGCGCCUCUCAGUUCUCAGUACUGGUUUGUUCCUGCCUGCAGGUGUCGUGGAUCCGGUCGCGGGACCUACACAUCCUGACGUCCGGCGUGCUGACGUACACGUCGGACUCUCGGUUCGAGGUGCUACACGGCUCCGACCCGGACUCGUGGACGCUGCGGCUGGUGGGCGUCCGGCACGAGGACGGCGGCCGCUACGAGUGCCAGGUCAACACCGACCCCAAGCUCAGCCUGCCCGUGAACCUGCACGUCAGAGAACCAAAUCAAAAUCAAGGUGAUUCUCCGUAUUCAUCAGACACUGGAUGGACAUGGAAGCCGGGUACGCACACAGGCGCGGCGGAGUCCCGCAUCCUGGGCCCCACGGAGCAGGUGGUACGCGAGGGCAGCACCGUCACCUUCACCUGCGAGGCGGCCGCCCUCUCCACGUCUUCACCGGGCGCAGCGCCGCUCCACUGGCUGCACGACGGUCGGCUCAUCAGUCUCCAGGCGCAGCGCGGCGGCUUCAGCCUGGAGACGGAGCGCGGCCCGACGCUGGUGACGAGCCGGCUGACGGUGGCCGGUGUCACCGAGGCGGACAGCGGCCGCUACACGUGUCGCCCGCCCGGGGCGCGGCCCGCCACCGUCUCCCUCACCGUCAUGCUGGGUGAGCACACAGAAGCAAUGCAGGGCGCCGGGUCGACGUCAUUCGCUGUCCGGCUGUGGGGGCAGCCGGCGUCUGCGCUUCUCGGCGUCGCCGUUUCCUGCUGGUGGCGCUCCUGGGUGUCAGCCACAGCCUCCUGAGACGUCUAAGUCUGCACCAACGUCCCGUUGAGUCGGCCUGAUACAUACAGUGACUUGGAGUGGAUGCUCGGCGCUGACUUACUGUGAAAGACACUGCUGGUGGAAUAUUUUUGCCAGCUAGCCAACACUGAGCACCGUCUAUGACAGAUCUCUGUCAUGUCCUUUACUUGACUUCUCGCGUGCGACAUGACUGAAACACUAGCAUCUCAGUUCGCUGGUAUAUUUGUUAACUGUCCCACAGCACGUUGAUAACAGUACUUUGUAGAAGUGCAAAGGACUUGCAAUUCUAGAAUGACUGCUACAGAAAUUGUUACUAGCUUUAAGUGCAGACAAGGUUUGCAUAUCGACAGUUAAAAAUGCAUUACGAAAUAUAAACCAACGUAUAUAUGAUCCUUUUCGGAAAUACUUUGCAUUGUGAUGAUUGUUUCACAACUUAUUUCUGUGUAAACAUAUGAAACUAAGGCUUAAAUGAUAAUUGUUGAGUAGGUGUCUAAGAGUACGAUAACGAGAAAAAAGUGAAGGAAGAAAUUCGAUCAUGUUAAAUUAACUUGUCAAGACAACCUUGUGCGUCUAAACAACACAGCUAAGGUGCUAAGGCGAGUGAGGUAUGUCGCGGAAUGGAAGCGUCUUAAUGAUACACAUGCCCUAUUGAAAGACAUUAUGUGCCAUGUAUAUUACAGCUUUUUUGGGACCUUUGUACAAGUAAAUUCCUAGAAAAUUGUAUCAGUGGCGGAAUAUUUUGGCUGCUAGGCAACACUGACUGCCCUAUCUAUUAGCAGACUUCUUUCGCGUUAGUUACUUGCAUUCGUAGUUGAUAAUACCUACAAAUUUAUCCUCGCAGUUCAUUACAGUCUUUAUUAACCAUGGCACAGUAUGUUAAUAACAGUGGUCUGUAAGUGUUACUGCAAAACCGAAUUAUAAUUCUAGAAUUUGAGGAAAUAUGCCAUACUGAAUUGAGAUUAAGAGACCAAUUACGUUCUUUUAUCUUCUAUAGCUUUUUAUGACACAAUCACAUCAUUUAACUGCAGAAUCAGAUGUAAAUAUAAAAUAUGCCGACUGAAAUAUUCGUUUUACGAAUGAAGGCACAUACCAGUAGACAACGUGACGAUUUCACACCUCCUAAAAAUCCUCGAGCUGUAACUACCGUUGCCUUCAGGGUUUCUGAUAACGAAAUGGAAACCGCUUGUAACAUGUGUCUUCAUUUGUGAUUUUAUUCUUUGUUAUCAUUACGUAAAUAGCGAAAUGACUACUAAAGCAGGUGCAUCAAAUAGCUGCUUAUAAUAAGUAGUCUUUAUUUACGACAGACCGUUUCGGCUGUUUGCCAUUUUCAAGUGUGUCUACAUUGAUGUGACGUCGAUAUUAUAUCGUUAGUGGACUGUCAUAACUGUCAUUGUCUGAGUAAGACGGUAAAUGAUGUCCAUAUGUUGAAAAUAAAAUGUUAAUUAUGUGACAGUAGUCUGACAGUUCCAUUCUGGCGACGUUGUAUGUUUUAAUAUAUUGACAUCAUUUACCACCUUAUUCACACAGUGAGAGUUAUAAGACAGUCCACUAACAACAUAAGUGGACGCCACAUCAAUCUAGACGCACUUGAAAAUGCCAAUUAAACCAAAACAGCCCCUCGUAGAUAAAAAUUACUGAUUACAAACACCUAUUUGAUGCAUCUUUUCUAAUAAACAUGUCAUUAUCGCACAUAUAGUACGUUGCUGGCCCAAAAGAAGAAACAUUAAGUAGAUAGUCCAUCACAGAUUUUACAGAUUGUGUAAUCUUUUUUUUUGUUACCUCUUUUUAUCUAUUGACAGUCUGUUGAUGACUACCGGUUGGCCAAAACCUAUUGAAACAAAGUAAUCAUGCAAUUUCGUCAUUAAAAUAUAAAAAAUAAAAGAACAUAACUAUAUAAUGACCAGCCAUGGACUUGCUACAGAAAUAGUUCCUAGCAUUUAUUUUAGAUACAGUCUGCGUAGUGGCAGUGCAGAAGGCGUUACGAAACGGACACGUGUGUUAGAAAGUGUAUCUGAUUGUACUGAAAAUUCCUCUACACUGUGGUGAUCGUUUCGAAACUAAUGUCUGUACACUAAAACUAUCUUGUACAAGUCACUGAUCAUAGACCACUAUUUUUUGGAACAAAACGAGCUGUCCGCUACUGAGACGGUAACAGACAGUACCUACGGCAGAAUUCGGAAUCUGCAAUAAAUUUACCGACUCACAUAAUUCGUAUCAUGUGUGGUAUCUUCAACGAUGCUUUGUGUUAAUGGUAGUCUGGUGAUUUGAAAAGAGUCCAUCAAAUAAGCACUAAGACUGUGCAGAAUUUUUUGCUAUUUGGAGUGUUUAAAAUUUUACUUAGAAUGUUGCCUUUCUAAAUGAGUUUCGCUUCCAAAAUAUUUACGUCGUAGUUUAUUCUUGUUCCAGUUUCCUGAUAUCUAUGACAUGUUCUCAAAAUCAUUACCACAAUACGAGUAGCAUUAUUAUGUGACUACAUAAAUGCACUGCAUUCUGCUAUGAGAGUAAUUCCAAUUAGCAGAUGCUCUAGUUCACAAUCCUAGGCCUUUUAAUUAUUUUGGAAACAUGCAAUUGCUUGCCAAAGUCAUAUUCUGAAAAUAUUAAGUUCUGCAUACAGAUAAGCAAUUUAUCUAACAUACCCUGUUCGUUCAAUAAGUAAGACUACACAUUUUUUCCCCUGAAAGCAGGUAGGUUUUAUUCAGGAUUCCAUAAACCAUACUAUUCACCGCUCUUUCGGCUACAAAAUCCUAUUUUUCAACAUAAUCUCCGUUAAGUGCGACGGUCUUACUCUACAUCAUUGGAGGACCUGUAUGCCCGCGUGUUCCCACUUGUCGGCGUCAGAGCCAGCCUUGCGCUGCAUCAAUAACUGCAUCGAAAAUGGUCACCAUCAGCCUCGUAACGUGCAGGCAUUUCCACACAGAUGAUUCUUCGUUGUUCUUUAUGGUCUUGUGUUAGGCGGCGAGAACCCUUCGGACAUACACGUAUGAGUACCACAAAUGGAGGAUGGGAGUGUAAACACUACCAACAUACACGGCCAGUUCAGCAACGAGGUGUUUGUGAUUCGUCGAUCACCUCGAAUGAGAGUGUCCGCACGCUCCAACAUUGCAGGCGUCACAGCUGUGUGCGGUCGGAGGUCAGGCGGCAGGCUGGAGAGCUUUGCGUGACCUUGUUCCCAGGUGUCCCUAGAUAUUCUGCAAGCGCCUAUGAAUAUCUGCGAUGCUCUAGUUUUUCCGACAAAAGAAACUCAUAGACAGGUCUCUGCUUGGAACGUACAUACGUUACAGACGCCAUUUUGAUAGCUAGGUAUAGCGCUGUCACCUGUCGGAUCUUCAUGAAACUACAGGGCUCAAGCAGGAAUAUUUCCCGAUACCACAGCAAAUUCCGCAUUUUUUCAACCGAAAUUGGCUGAGAAAUAAAACGUUGCAUUACUUAUUGAACGGGCCUCGUAGUUUUUGAGCUGCAGUGUGGCACACUUGCGUUUAAACACAACAGUAGUGAGAACUGAAGUAGAUUCCUUACGAAUUGAAAAGUAUUUCUCUAUCAAAAAUAAGAAACUGUUUUGAGAAUUUUGUUCAAUAGAACGAAAACAACUGUUGAGUCAUUGUGUAACGUUUAGUGCUUUUACAGACUUCCUCGCAUUGUAAGUUCGCAUAUGCCACUAAGGUAUAACUGGAGAUUGUUGUGAAGUAGUUUGUCAGCAUAAUAAAAGAUAAUGCUAAGUGGAGAAAGGAGAUGAUAUUAAAAAGAAUGAAAGAAGACUUUCUAUGAUAUAAAAUAAACAUUUCAACUUAAUCUGUUGGCAUCCAAAUAUUCCGCCUUAGGCGCUACUCUGACAGGGAUAUUUCGUAUUAUCUACGCUUCUUCGAGGUGAACUUUUCUCUCUCUCUUCUGUUUCCCUUUAAAAGACAUUGUCUACCUUCUCUAAGUUACAGUUUUGUUGAGAUGUGUGUGUACCUUUAUACGAGCAAAUUUCUAGAAAGUUGUAUUUUGUAUGACUGUAUUUUCAUAUCUGUAACAGAAAGGAUCAGUACA